Messenger RNA from Paramecium octaurelia, 648 nucleotides. The record is from the annotation of a GenBank genome assembly. Lineage: Eukaryota; Ciliophora; Oligohymenophorea; Peniculida; Parameciidae.
AUGAAUAUUAUAUUUGAUUAAUUGAUUACAAGGUUUACUUUAGACAAAUUAGACGAAAAUCCAAUUUUGAUCCUAAUAUAGAGGCUUCUGAAGGACUUAGCAAAGCAUUAUAAUGUUGAUCGAAGGUUUAAAAUAAGAAGGGCUAGUUAUGUAUUUAUUCUGCUUAUUAUUUUGGCAAUAUUGAUCACAAUAAUUAAACUUUGCUAAUCUUUGGUGUUGAUAGGAUUUGUAAUUUGCCGCUCUUUUUUAGUAAUAAAUGGAUUAAUUAUAUAGACAUUAAAAAUAUCAGAAUCAAAUAAGUUUUUAGCGCUUGAACUAAUGAAUUGGGUCUUCUUAGCUUUACUACUAUUGUUUCACCCAUUUUUACUAAAAAUCGAUUUUAUUCCCCCUUUUAUUUAGUUAUUUCUGUAUAACCUCCCAUGGUUUCUAAAUUCCAAGUACAAAGUAAUAUGAAGUUAGAUAUACGAUUGAAUUGUUCAAAUUGCUCGAUUCUUUGCUACCUUAAAAUAUGAAACUUGGUCUUGAAUAACCCUACAAGGAAAAUGACAAGGAAUAAUUUUAAUCCCAAUUGGUAUUAGAGGCGUAAAAACAGAAUAGAGUUUAUAUAAGAAUUUGAUGUUAUUAUUUUGUUUUGUAAUUUAUAAUAAG